This is a messenger RNA of Hypoxylon trugodes, 1321 nucleotides long. RefSeq lists its product as uncharacterized. The transcript is spliced from 3 exons. Bases 222 to 1229 code for a protein of 335 amino acids. The record is from RefSeq and is a predicted model, not a curated record. NCBI's taxonomy places the organism in Eukaryota, Fungi, Ascomycota, Sordariomycetes, Xylariales, Hypoxylaceae.
AAAUCAACGAACAACGAAGAGCAAAGAUAGAUGAAUGGUUGGAUGGCCUAACGACGCUGAAUGAGAGUAGCUAUAGGCAUCGGCGUACUAGGGAUAUGCUUCGACUUGUCUCGGGGGAUUGGCUUAUCAAGAAUCCAGUUUUCUAAGCAUGGUUUGAUGGAGAUAAUCCAUAUUUCAGCACCAUUUGGCUUCAUGGCGAUCCAGGUUCGGGGAAGUCCGUUAUGUGUGCCCGAGCCGUGACGGAAGCAAAAAUCCGAUCAAAAAGCCAACAGGUUGCUGUCGCUUUCCAUUACUACAGUUUCGAUAAUGACGACAUUAACUCAUCAAACACGUAUCGCAAUAUUGCGACUCAACUUUUUCACGAACUAGUCGGGCCCGACGAUAUAUCAGAUCUCCUCAUCGACCUCACUUUAUCUCUUGAUAUGGAAGACGCACUCAGAACUUUUAUCCAGAUAUUAGUCAUGAAGUCGAGACAGACAUAUAUCUUCCUGGAUGGGAUUGAUGAAGAAAAGACACCCUCAAAACGUUGGCAGGAUGCACGGGGAGUCCUUGGCUUUCUUGUCAAUCUUGCGCGGCAACCUGAUGCGCGGCUUAAAAUUUGGGUUAGUUCCCAGGACUGGCCGGCCAUCCGCGGUGAACUAGGUGAAUUCCAAGGGAUUGUUAUAGACGAGGCGACCAACAGCAAGGACAUUGAAGCCUUUUGUGAAGAAACUCUUCGGGUAAGAUUACCAAGCAUGUUUUCUGCGCCUAUAACGCGAGUUGCGGCUUCCAUUCUCAGUGAUCUCAAAGCGCAAGUCCACGGGAACUUCCUUUGGGCUAGCAUGAUGGUUGAGUCAAUAUCCGACGCUAUCAGUAUUAAAGACCUGCGGAGGAAGAUCAAACAAGGUCUCCCAGAAGAUUUUGAAGCUUACCUCUCAAAACAAGUACGAGAUCUGAAGGGGUCCCCACUAGUAGCAAAGAUUCUAUCGACUCUGACAUAUGCCAAGCGCCCACUGUCUGUCGAAGAACUUAGCGAAGUCAUUGCCAUUUUAGAAUUGGAGCCCGGAGAGGAUCUCGGAGAUGAGGACCAAGUCUUCGAGGAUAAAAUCCUAUAUUAUUACGCUCCCCUGACUCGUGUGGACGAGAUAAUCAGAGACGGGGUGCCAGUGAAGAUAUGCACUUUGUGUCACGGAUCCGUAAAGGAAUUUCUAUUGCAUAACCGCAGGAUACUUACAGAUACUAACUUAUGAGAGCUCCAACAGACCGAGAUAGAUCCUAGUAUACUAGCGGACGCCUGUCUGAGAUAUCUUCAGCAGCCGCAGUACUCUCACUUACUUAAUAG